This is a messenger RNA of Juglans microcarpa x Juglans regia, 333 nucleotides long. RefSeq names its product ribulose bisphosphate carboxylase large chain. The record is from RefSeq and is a predicted model, not a curated record. Bases 1 to 333 code for a protein of 110 amino acids. Lineage: Eukaryota; Viridiplantae; Streptophyta; Magnoliopsida; Fagales; Juglandaceae. The transcript has a single exon. Gene Ontology annotation, biological process: carbon fixation. Gene Ontology annotation, molecular function: ribulose-bisphosphate carboxylase activity.
AUGUCACCACAAACAGAGACUAAAGCAAGUGUUGGAUUCAAAGCUGGUGUUAAAGAUUAUAAAUUGACUUAUUAUACUCCUGAAUAUCAAACCAAAGAUACUGAUAUCUUGGCAGCGUUCCGAGUAAGCCCUCAACCUGGAGUUCCGCCUGAGGAAGCAGGGGCAGCAGUAGCUGCUGAAUCUUCUACUGGUACAUGGACAACUGUGUGGACCGAUGGGCUUACUAGUCUUGAUCGUUACAAAGGACGAUGCUACCACAUCGAGCCAGUUGCUGGAGAAGAAAAUCAAUUUAUUGCUUAUGUAGCUUACCCCUUAAAAAUAAUGGAGCCUUAA